GAAUAUCCACAGGCUCUUCUUAACAGGAUCUCAUACAUCACACCAACAGAUAGGAUUUUUUGCUGUUUGCACACAGGAGAAUCGCACGUAUUGAGUAAUGAGGACAUCCAGGAAGGACCUCAAGUGUGCGUCGUCUGUGGAGACGAGGCCUCGGGCAUCCACUAUCACGCCUUGACCUGCGAUAGCUGCAAAAACUUCUUUUGGCGUUCGAUGCAGAAGAAAGUGGAGUUCAUGUGCGACAACGAUGGUCAGUGUUUCGUCGGCGAUAAGCAGAGUCGGAGUCGAUGUCAGAAAUGUCGAUUUGACCGAUGCAUCGAAAGUGGCAUGAAAAAGGACUGUAAGCUGCUUGUCAUUUAUUUUGUACUGAUGUUCUAUUUAAAUUCACAUGAGGCUAACGGAAAUGGCUAUGGCUGCUGCAGAGGUCGCUGCUGCUGCUGCAGCUGA
Mesocestoides corti is the source of this 444-nucleotide messenger RNA. Lineage: Eukaryota; Metazoa; Platyhelminthes; Cestoda; Cyclophyllidea; Mesocestoididae. The record is from the annotation of a GenBank genome assembly.